UUAACUUCCGGAGAAGAUGACAGUUACUAGGGUAACGUCAACAUCAUCUCGAGUUGCUGACUUUCCAGCUAACACAAACUAGCGUUUUAACUUUGAGCUUUACCGUUGGUUGACAUUUUCCUCUCAAGUAAACUAGCUUACUGAACAGCUGUUUCGGUUGGAAAUUAGAGACAUUUACUGCCAACGCAAACGACGUACAAGGUUUAAGGCAUCAUGGCGAGUCAGCGGCCUCCCUCCAGCAUUGGCCGCCCAUCGAGCCGCAGUGGAUCUGCGGUCCCCAUUGCUGGAAGACUACCAACGGCCGUCCGACCUCCUCCUACAGCUAUCCGUGUUGCAACUGGGAUGGUUCCCGGUACAAGUGGUCAUCCUGGCAUGAGGGGCGGCCCCAUCGCCACCCCUGGAGUCCUGUCUGCACAGAUCAAAGUGACUGACAGGCCUGUGACCCAACAGGGGCUCAGUGGUAUGAAGACUGGCAUGAAAGGACCUCAGAGACAGAUUCUGGAUAAGUCCUACUACCUGGGUCUUCUUAGGAGUAAAAUCAACGAGUUAACCACAGAGACCAGCAAACUGCACAAAGAGAUCGACAACUACAACCAGGAGAAUUCUGUGUAUCUCUCUUACGAGAAGAGAGCCGAAGGUCUGGCUGCAGAGAUCAAGGAUCUUCAAGGCCACCUUGCUGACUUCAACAUGCUGGUGGACAAGCUCAACACCAACACAGAGAUGGAGGAAAUGAUUAACGACUACAACAUUUUGAAGGCCCACAAUGACAGCGAGGCUGAAAGCAUUGACAGCAUCUUCACUGAGAGGAGAGAAAGAGAGGAGGCCAUCAGGGCGAUUGAAGAAGAGAUCAGGAGGGAAAGGCGGGUCGCCGACGAGAUCGUCCAGGCAAUGCCAGCCGCAAAGCAAGAAAAGUAUUUCACCAUGACAACAGCCAAUGAGGAACUGUUACAGGAGCUGACGGUUCUCCAGGAGGAGCUGGACAUUCUGAUAACCAGGAAGGAGGACUACCACGCUGAGCUGGCCCACUCGCACAUAAAGCAGGAAGUGGUUCGGCUUCAUGAGACUCUGUUGGCGCUGAAGGCAAAGCGUGACGCCAUGGAGGCUGAGCACAAGAGCUCCCCACAGGAGGAGAGAGAGCAAUUAUUCAAACAGGUGAAGGAGGACAACCAGGAAAUUGCCAGCAUGGAGAGACAGCUUACAGAGAUCAGAGACAGGAUGGGACAAAUCACAGAGGAGAUCCGACAGCUGGAGCAGGACUCAGAGGAAGCUCAGGGAGAGUGUCAGCAGAAAUACAAAGAGCUGAAGAAGAAAGAGGAGGAAAUUGACCGAUACCUGGAGUCAUUUGAGGAGUCCAGGGCUCAGGAGCAGGAAAAGAUGACACAGAGCCAGGAGAACAUCGUCUCCCUCCUGGAACACUGCAGCAGAAACAUGUUGCGGCUACAUCAGGUGGACACAGUGACAGCCAGUGAGCUGAGGGACAUGCAGGAGGUGCUGGUCAGCAAGGAGACGGAGGUGGUCCAAUCAGAGAGCACUGCCAAAGGACUCACAACUGAGUCCCAGCGUCUGCAGCAGGACCUGGAGAAGGUGCAGCAGCUGGAGGGGAAGAUCACAGGUGAGCUCAGCACCCUGAAGGAGCGUGUCGGCACCAUGGAGUCUGAGCUGCUCACCUACCGAGACCUGGACACCCUGAGGCACACGGGGGAGGAGAAGAAAAAGAGACUACAGGAGGACCGCGUAUCACUGACUCAGCGUCGGGAUUCAUUCAAACAGCUGUUGGACGAAAUGAACCAGAAAUACGAAACUCUGAAGACCAAACUGCAAGAAAACGAGACUCACGCUCAGCGUCAGUCAUCGCCUCUAAAUCUCAGGAGAGUGACUACGCCUCGGUCGCCAAGAACGUCUCCCAACAUGUGGCGGAGUACAACAAGAGUCUCAUCAACUCCCUGCAGAACAACAGGAGUUAAACACGCAUCAACAGGCGCAUCCAAAAACGUUUCAGUUAAUGUCAUGAUGAAGUGGUCAGCUCAUGGAAUAGUUUCACACUGAUGCUCAGUUAUCGCUUAACAAAGAGUUCAUACGUAACAAUGUUUCAGUAUAACUCCAUAGAAAAGGACAGCUUUUCCAAAGUUUUUUAAAUAUUCAUUUCAUAAAGUUUGUGAUGAAAGUGGCAAUGUUUUCAUUUAGUCUAGCUGCUUACUGUCUUAAAAUACCGAGUAAUACGUUUGAAAGUAUGUAUCUACUAUUUUUCUAUUUAAAUGUGUUGGAUAUUCUUCUGCAUUCCAUGUCACUACUGACCAAAGUCUGACCAUUUGAAUAAAGAGGUUUUUCAUUUUU
Cottoperca gobio is the source of this 2334-nucleotide messenger RNA. It is a transcript of the gene ift74, whose product is annotated as intraflagellar transport 74. NCBI's taxonomy places the organism in Eukaryota, Metazoa, Chordata, Actinopteri, Perciformes, Bovichtidae. Gene Ontology annotation, biological process: intraciliary transport involved in cilium assembly; cilium assembly. Gene Ontology annotation, cellular component: intraciliary transport particle B; cilium. Gene Ontology annotation, molecular function: beta-tubulin binding. The record is from RefSeq and is a predicted model, not a curated record. The transcript is spliced from 19 exons. The coding region runs from base 214 to 2046 and encodes 610 amino acids.